AUGGAGCGAAGAACAGUGUCAGUCAAAGUCGACACCUGCUGCAGUGGAUAUUCGGAGUCGAGAGAAGAAUGCAAGCCGGUGUGCCAUCCCGCGUGCAUCAAUGGAUUUUGCGAGAAGCCAAACUCGUGCAAGUGCGGCGCUGGCUUCGAAGGAAAGAUUUGCGAAUCAGGUGAGAAAACUAUGAAAGCCUUUCGCCAUCGCAUCAAACGUUCGAGAUGUGGUGCUACACGAGAAAUUUGUGAUCUGAAUCAUGGUUCACUCCUUUCGCAAAUAGCUUGUCGGGCUGGGAAGUGGGGAGACGGUUGCAAAAACGAAUGCAAUUGCAAAAAUGAGGCAAAAUGCGAUCCUUGGUCUGGAGGUUGCAGCUGCAAUAUAGGAUGGAUAGGAAAAUAUUGCGAAACACCUUGCGGAGCAGGCAUGUACGGCAUCAAAUGCCAACAAACGUGCAGAUGUAAGAAUUCUGCAACAUGUGACCAUGUCACAGGGAAAUGCACUUGCGCUGCAGGCUGGACCGGACCAGUUUGUGACGAGCCCUGUCCAAAGGAUACCCAUGGAAUGAGAUGUGCAUCUGCAUGUCUUUGCAAGAACGAUGCGAAGUGCGACCACAUCUCCGGGAAAUGCACUUGUUCUCCUGGUUGGACUGGAUCCAUUAAUUUAUGUCCAAAAUGUGAAAUGACGUGUUCGUUUUCCUGCUUAGUUGCACCGUACCUUGCCCGAAAGGUACAUUUGGGGAGCGAUGUUCAUAUCGUUGCCUUUGCCAAAAUGAGGCGAAAUGCGACCAUGUCGGUGGGAAUUGCACUUGUGCUGCUGGCUGGACCGGACCAGUGUAAUUGCGAAAGUCCCUGUCCAACGGGUUCCUAUGGAGUAAGCUGUGCAUCUGCAUGUCACUGCAAGAACGAUGCGAUAUGUGACCACAUCUCCGGGAAAUGCACAUGUUCUCCUGGUUGGCAUGGAUCCACACGUUCGUUUUCCUGCUUAGUUGCGCCGAGCCUUGCCCGGAAGGAACAUUUGGCGAGGGAUGCUCGUCUCGUUGCCUCUGCCAAAAUGGGGCGAAAUGCGACCAUGUCACUGGAAAUUGCACUUGUGCUGCAGGCUGGACCGGACCAGUGUAAGUCCUUUUCAUUUCAUGACUCAGGAGGAGAUACUAACAUUUCCGCUGUAAGCGUGCAAAUGGGACAUCCUUUUUUGUUUUGUUUUUUUUUCUGGAUAGUUGCGAAAAGCCCUGUCCAACGGGUUCCUAUGGAAUGUAAUGUGCAUCUGCAUGUCCUUGCAAGAACGAUGCGAAAUGUGACCACAUCUCCGGGAAAUGCACUUGUUCUCCUGGUUGGACUGGAUCCAUGUGAGUUGCAUCUUUCGAAUCUUCCGGAUAGUAAUUUAUGUGCAAAAUGUGAAAUGUCGUGUUCGUUUUCCUGCUUAGUUGCGCCGAGCUUUGCCCGGAAGGAACAUUUGGCGAGGGAUGCUCGUCUCGUUGCCUUUGCCAAAAUGAGGCGAAAUGCGACCAUGUCGAUGGGAAUUGCGCUUGUGCUGCUGGCUGGACCGGACCAGUGUAAUUGCGAAAGUCCCUGUCCAACGGGUUCCUAUGGAGUAAGCUGUGCAUCUGCAUGUCCUUGCAAGAACGAUGCGAAAUGUGACCACAUCUCCGGGAAAUGCACAUGUUCUCCUGGUUGGCAUGGAUCCACUUGCGCCGAGCCUUGCCUGGAAGGAACAUUUGGCGAGGGAUGCUCGUCUCGUUGCCUUUGCCAAAAUGGGGCGAAAUGCAACCAUGUCACUGGAAAUUGCACUUGCGCCGCAGGCUGGACCGGACCAAUUUGUGAAGAUCGUUGUCCGAUCGGCACAUACGGCGAAUUUUGCGCAUACUCUUGCGCCUGCGAGAAUGAUGGAGUAUGCAACCACAUCUCAGGAAACUGCAGCUGCACGACAGGCUGGAUCGGCGAAUUUUGCGAAGAACCAUGUCCAAAUGGCCACUGGGGGCUUCAAUGCAGGAAUGAAUGUACAUGUCUGAACGAGGGGAUUUGCAGUCCGUUGAAUGGCUCUUGUCAUUGCUCCCCUGGCUAUCGUGGAGAACAGUGUGAGUUAAAAUGCCCAAGUGGUCGUUACGGCGAGGAUUGUCAUGGCGUUUGCCUGUGUGAGAAUGAAGGGACAUGCUCGCAUAUCGACGGCACAUGCAUAUGCAAGGAUGGAUGGACUGGCCAAUACUGCAAUCAACGUUCUUGCCCCGAUCACCUCUAUGGACUCAACUGUUCCAAUGCUUGUGAUUGUGUAUUGGACAACACUGAAAUGUGUCACCCAUGGAGUGGCGAAUGUUUAUGUCUGCCUGGCUGGGAUGGUCCGAUUUGUGCCACUCCUUGUCCGUCAAAUUCAUUUGGGAAGAACUGUGAAUUCGUGUGCGAAUGCAAGAAUAAUGCCUCCUGCAAUCACGUGGAUGGCUCUUGUGUUUGCAACCCUGGUUACAUGGGAUCAUUAUGUGAAGAUGAGUGUCCAAGAGGAAAGUUUGGACAGGAUUGUGCGCAAACAUGCCAAUGCGAAAACGAUGCCUUAUGCUUGCAUGAAGACGGAAAGUGCCUUUGUCAACCAGGUCGAGAAAUCGUUGCACUUAUAUCUUUUUUUUUCAAUAACAUCCCAAGUUGGCAAGGACAACACUGCGACACCAAGUGCCCUCUUGACAGUUAUGGCCUCAACUGCGAAGAGGAAUGUUCGUGCUACAACGAGGCCUCGUGUGACCACAUCACAGGCGCUUGCACGUGUGCUCCUGGUUUUAAUGGAUUGCGUUGUGAAGAUACGUGCGAGCUCAUGAGAUUUGGAUUCAACUGCUCUCACGUGUGUGAGUGCGAGCCGGACACCACUGAAGUUUGUGAUCCAAGGGCAGGUUUUUGCCACUGCAAGCAAGGCGCAUAUGGUGUUCGAUGUGAGCAUCGAUGCGGAAACGGUCUGGCUGGCGAUAUAUGCAACGACCGUUGCAAAUGUGGCAACAACUCUUCCUGUCAUCUACUUACUAUGAAAUGCGUCUGCGAUAACGGAUGGACUGGCCACAGCUGCGAUGAACCCUGUCCCCCUGGUUUUCAUGGACCGGAUUGCAAAGAGCGUUGUCCAGAAUGCCAUCAUGCGAUUGGAACGUGUCACCACGUGACUGGCCAUUGCAAGUGUGAGCCUGGUUAUAACGGGCAGACAUGCAACGAGACCUGUCCAAUCGAACAGUUCGGGAACGAAUGCCAAGAAAACUGCACCUGCGAAAAUCACUCUGGCUGUCAUCACAUCACUGGUCGGUCAUGCUUGCAUGCUCCGUCUCAUAAAUACCCUGAGGAGACUGCGUCUGUCUGCCUGGAUGGAGAGGUGAGAUGUGCGAGGAACCUUGCCUCGAAGGAACUUUUGGCCUACACUGUCUUGAAAAUUGCACCUGUCAGAACGGCGCUGAAUGCAAUGCUACCGAUGGCCAGUGCAAGUGCCUCCCCGGAUGGGUGGGUCUUGAGUGCGAGGCAGUUUGUCCCGAGGGAUUCUUCGGAGAGCUGUGCACCAUGGAAUGCCAAUGUCCCAAACAGAACUUUCUCUGUGAUCACGCAGCAGGCUGCAUAUGCAAAGCGGGAUUCACAGGUCUGUUUCAAAGCGGAAAUUAGGAAGCCACGAUCUUUCCUCUUCUCAUCUUCGAAUUUCAUCCCGUAUCCAGGCAAUGACUGCGAGACUCCCAUCGCUCUCGAGUCCCUGUCGUUUUUUAGCUCGAACGGCCCAGGGCUCAUUGCUGCCAUUAGCGUGACAGUUCUCGUCCUCAUCGGGGUCGCUGUUUACAUUGCGCAAAGACAACGUCGUAUGAAGUACAAGGCCAAAAGAGUCCAAAUCCCCGUCGCUCCUUCACCCGAUGUGUGCCCAAAAAUAGAGCUCAUCGAUUGCAAAACGAAGAAAGAAGCCGACCAUGCCAAUACAAAAUUAAAUUCCAAGAUUGGCGGAGAAAACGACGAGUAUUUUCUUCCUCAAAUCCCCAACACUGAGACUGACUUGUUUGACGAGGUUUGUCAGAGGAUCCCCGAGGUUCUCGAUUGGAGCUGCUUGAUGACCAACCAAUAUGUCCUUUCAUUCAUGUUCAUCACAUCUUGGUCAUCUUGGAAGGAAGCAAUUGAAACCAAAUGGAAUUUCUCUCUUUCCGGUAUUGUCAAAAUGGAGGAACGUGUGACCCAAUCACAGGAAAUUGUACCUGCACGGAAGGUUGGAUGGGCGACGAUUGUGGAGAAUCAUGCCCGAGUGACCGCUGGGGACUUGAAUGCAACUAUCAUUGCGACUGUCAGAAUGACAGUAUUUGCAAUCCAUCAAAUGGCAGCUGCUCGUGUACUCCUGGAUUUGGAGGAAAACAGGUUUUAUUGUUGCAAGAUGCAGUGCCGACCUGGCUCGUAUGGUGAAGAUUGCGAUGUAGAAUGCUUGUGUGAGAACGGAGGAACAUGUUCGCCCAUCGAUGGCAACUGCACAUGCAACGAUGGAUGGACUGGCCAAUACUGUAAUGAACGUUCUUGUUCCAAUCACCUAUAUGGCCUCAACUGCUCCACAAUUUGUGAUUGCGUAUUCGACAACACUGAAAUGUGUCACCCAUGGACAGGAGAAUGCUUGUGCCUGCCAGGCUGGAAUGGUACAACUUGUGCCACUGCAUGUCCAACUUAUUCAUUUGGAAAAAACUGUGAAUUCGUAUGCGAAUGUAAUAAUAAUGCUUCCUGCAAUCACGUGGAUGGCACUUGCGUUUGUAUCCCUGGUAAGUUCGCGAAUUUGCAUCAUCUUCCUCGAAGCCUGUAUUUUUGGAUGAAUGGACUGAGAUCUUUACUCUCGAAAUCUCCACCUCUCAUGCCUUGGUUACAUAGGGUUUUUCGUGUUUCAAAGUUUGGGAAGUUUGGUCUGAAUUGUACAUACACAUGCGAAUAUGAAAACGAUGACAUCUUCUUGCAUGACAAUCGACAGUGCAUUUGCAAACCAGUUUUAAAGUCUCUUUCAAGCUUCAUUCCUAAAUUUCGUUGGGAAGGACAGCACUGCAACAUCACGUGUCCCCUUGGCAGUUACGGACUGAACUGCAUGGAGAACUGUUCAUGCUACAACGAUGCCACAUGCGAUCACACCACAGGUGCUUGCACGUGUGCUUCUGGUUUCAAGGGACCACGAUGUGAGGACACUUGCGAGCUCAUGAGCUUUGGUGUAAACUGCUCACAAGCAUGUGAAUGCGUGCCAGACUCCACUGAAGUUUGUGAUCCAAAAACGGGUUUCUGCAGCUGCAAACCAGAUUAUUAUGGUGAUGUCCUCAUAUUGUUUCGUGUGCGAUGUGAGCAUCAAUGCGAAAACGGUCAAGCUGGCGAUCCAUGCAACGACCGUUGCAAAUGCGGCAACAAUUCUUCGUGUCAUCCGCAAACAGAGAAAUGCGUCUGUGAUAGCGGAUGGACGGGUAAGAGCUGCGACGAACCGUGUCCCUCUGGUUCCUACGGAGGAGAUUGCAAGGAGACCUGUUUGGACUGCUCCCACGGCAGACGAUCAUUAUUAAAUGGACGGAAUUCAGAGCAUUAUUAUUUCACCAUGUUGACGGAAAACACCUUUUUCUUUAAGAAAAUUGAAUUUCUCAUUGUUCUCACUGUUUUACUCUGGAGCUGGAAUUAUUUUUCGGAAUUAAGAAUGAAACUAAUAUUACUCCAUUAUUCAGCAAUAGAAGCGUGUCACCAUGUGACUGGCCGAUGCACGUGUCAGCCUGGUUACAUCGGCCGGACUUGUGAUGAGGUAUGUCCAAUCGGACAGUUUGGGAAUGAUUGCCAACAAAACUGCACCUGCGAAAACCACUCUGGCUGUAGUCAUAUCAAUGGUCCGUCUUAUUUACAUCUUCCAACACUUAAAUACAUAUCAAGUGACUGCCUCUGUCUGCCUGGGUGGAGAGGUGAUAUGUGCGAGAAACCUUGCCUCGAAGGAACAUUUGGCCUUCGCUGUCUUCAGAACUGCACUUGUCGGAAUGGCGGCAAAUGCAACGCCACCGAUGGCAGGUGCAAGUGUCUUCCUGGAUGGGUUGGACGUCAUUGUGAGGCAGUUUGUUCUGACGGAUAUUUUGGAGACGAAUGCACCCAACAAUGCCAAUGCCCCAAUAAGAACUUCUACUGUAACCACACGGUUGGCUGCACGUGCAAAGAAGGAUACGCAGGCAAGGACUGUGAGAAGCCUUUCACUCUUGAAUUGCUAGCGCACUCUAGCUUCAGCAGCGAUGGAUUCAUCGCCUUCGUGUCUGUGAUAUUCCUUCUCGUCCUCAUAAUCCUCACGCUCAUGGUCUUCAUCGCUCGGAGAAUCCACCACAGGGAAAUCAGUAGAUUCAAAACCCCUACAAGUCCUUCUCCCGAGCUCAAAGCAAGCAGGACGGGUUUGGAAGAAGUAGACCUUACGGAACCUGUGCCGAAUUCAAAUAUCGAGCUGAUGAACCCCGAGGUUUCUCCUGCACGCAUCAGUGAUACCGAGAGCCUGCGAUAUGCUCACCGCAAUGGCUCUAGUCCCAUCAUCCAGGGUUGCCGGAAAUCAUGUCGGCGUUGUCAGACUCAUGACUUCUUCGGCCUUAUCAUCGUUGUCUGA
This is a messenger RNA of Darwinula stevensoni, 6564 nucleotides long. The record is from the annotation of a GenBank genome assembly. NCBI's taxonomy places the organism in Eukaryota, Metazoa, Arthropoda, Ostracoda, Podocopida, Darwinulidae.